This is a messenger RNA of Cornus florida, 1282 nucleotides long. RefSeq names its product glucuronoxylan 4-O-methyltransferase 1. The transcript has a single exon. NCBI's taxonomy places the organism in Eukaryota, Viridiplantae, Streptophyta, Magnoliopsida, Cornales, Cornaceae. The coding region runs from base 188 to 1054 and encodes 288 amino acids. Gene Ontology annotation, biological process: xylan biosynthetic process. The record is from RefSeq and is a predicted model, not a curated record.
CUUCACUACUCUUACCUCUCAACUUACACUCAAUUCUUUCUCAAGUGCAUACCAAAACAUAACCUUAUAUUCAACCCCAAACCCUAAGCUCCAAACCCCAUCUUUCCCUUUGUUUCCAUAUCCAACUACAACAAACAAUAAACCACCACUUCUUGAAAUUUCCCCAAACAAAUUAAUUAGGAAAAAAAUGAGGUCCAAAACCAAAUACCCCCUCAACCUCAAGCUCCUCCUCAUUGCCGUCUUCCUUGCUUUCUUCCUCCUCUUCGUGCUAAAAUCGAGCUACUACUCAUCUUCGAUGCAAAACUCAGCCCCUCCCACCUCCCAAAAUCAUUUGCCAAAUCCGACGAGAGAAGUGAAAGCAAAAUGUUCACCAACUUGCACCAAAAUCCCACACUCGCUAGCCAAAGCUAUAACACACUACACAACCUCAACCAUCACACCGCAACAAACGCUGAAAGAGAUAUCAGUGACACUAAAGGUGUUAGAGAAGAAGUCCCCCUGCAACUUCCUCGUCUUUGGCCUAGGCCAUGACAGCCUGAUGUGGCACUCACUCAACCAUGGCGGGCGGACAAUCUUCCUAGAAGAAGACCAAUCUUGGAUCGAGCAAAUCAAGCGCCAAUUCCCAAUGCUGGAGUCGUACCACGUCACGUAUGACAGCAAGGUGAGCCGGGCGGACGAGCUGAUGGAGGUAGGCAAGGGACCGGAGUGCGCGGCCAUUGGUGACCCUAGGUACUCCAUGUGCCAGCUUGCUCUGAAGGGGUUGCCAAGCGAUGUUUACGCGAUAAAAUGGGAUUUGAUCAUGGUGGAUGCUCCCACAGGGUACCACGAGGAGGCCCCCGGAAGGAUGACUGCUAUCUACACAGCCGGUAUGAUGGCGCGGAUUAGAGAGGAUGGAGAGACGGAUGUGUUUGUGCAUGAUGUGAACAGGGUGGUGGAGGAUAAGUUCUCCAUGGCAUUCUUGUGUGAUGGGUACAUGAAGACGCAAGAGGGUCGCUUGAGACACUUCACAAUUCCAAGCUACAAGGAUGGCUUGGACAGGCCCUUUUGCCCUUAGAAUGCAUUUCAUUAUUCCAAGUUUUAUUCAUAUGAAGUAUUCAUUUUUUUUAAUCCAUAAGUGUUUCAAGCACUGAUUUUCUUUGCCAUUGCAUCAUAUAUAGAGAGAGACAUCUAGAGAUGAAAGAAAUAAUGGUACAUAUAUAAUAAAAACUGAAUUUGGGUAUGGCUAUGUUUAACUUUUUUGCUGUGAUUAAUUGCUAUAUAUCUUUGAUUUUGUCCGAUUAAA